Pyrenophora tritici-repentis Pt-1C-BFP is the source of this 1728-nucleotide messenger RNA. Its product is annotated as 1-phosphatidylinositol-4,5-bisphosphate phosphodiesterase gamma 2. The record is from RefSeq and is a predicted model, not a curated record. Gene Ontology annotation, molecular function: phosphatidylinositol-4,5-bisphosphate phospholipase C activity. NCBI's taxonomy places the organism in Eukaryota, Fungi, Ascomycota, Dothideomycetes, Pleosporales, Pleosporaceae. Gene Ontology annotation, biological process: lipid metabolic process; release of sequestered calcium ion into cytosol; phosphatidylinositol-mediated signaling.
AUGGCCGACCUAGUAUCUGGUAUCUCUAAGCUUAAUCCCUUCUCGAAGAAACCAGUGGACGACGAAGAUAAAGGCGAGGCUAUCGACGCAGGAACGGUAGCAGGCGGCGGACAUGCAGCGCGUCAGUCGCAUGUCACGAAAGACAAGCUUCGCGUGAGUGAAGCAAUCAAGAGCUAUCUCGUCAAAGAAGGCGUCUUGCAGGAGUCUGAAGCUGGGCUCAAAGUCGAUGAACCAACGAUGGCGUUGCGGGAGUUGCUCGAGAAGAGUCACAUCAAUGUACCUUCUGAAGUCAUUGACAGACACCACCCACUCCCAGAAUAUUAUAUCAGCUCAUCCCAUAACACCUAUCUGAUGGCUCAUCAACUUUUUGGCGAGUCGCAUGCCGCUGCAUACGAGAUCGCGCUUCACACCGGAUCGCGUUGCGUUGAGAUCGAUGCCUGGGACGAUGAGAACAACAAGGACGAGCCAAAGGUCACUCAUGGCUACACACUCGUCUCCAAUAUUCCCUUUCGCCAAGUAUGCGAGACGAUUCGCAACGUCGUAGACGAAGAGGCCGCAAAUGAGAUGAACGCCGCGCCCAUCAUGAUCUCCCUGGAAAACCAUUGCGACGCGCACGGCCAACUUCGUCUCGCACAAAUCUUGCAAGAAGUCCUCGGGCACCGACUCCUUAGCAAAGAAAUUCGCGACAAGGGCACUCGCGAGCAAGAUGAUCCUCAUAAACAUGAGCACAUCACGCUUGCAGAAUUAGGAAAUAAAGUCGCAGUCAUCGUGGAGUACCAUCUACCCAACGAAGUGGAGAGUAGUAGCAGCAGCGACUCGAGCUCCGAUGAAGAAGAGCAAAAGCAAGCUCGUCACGAUUAUGCAGAGAAGAAGAAAGCCACUAAUGCUGGUGUCAUUAUUCCAGAGUUGGCUGAACUAGGUGUUUAUGCGCAAUCGGUCAAGCCUGUCAACAACUCAUGGUUUGAAAGCGAGCUUGAGAAUGCCCCUCACCACCAGCUCAUCAACGUUUCAGAGUCCGGUUUGAGAGCUCACCUUCCCGCAAAUAGCGCAAAGAUCGCGCGUCAUAAUGCCCACCAUCUGAUGCGCGUAUACCCCAAAGGCACCCGUAUCUCUUCCAAGAACCUCGCACCAGUGCCAUUCUGGGGAAUAGGCGCUCAAAUUUGCGCAUUGAACUGGCAAACGUUCGGUGCCAGCUCUCAGAUCAACGAAGCGCUCUUUGCGGGCUCAGGCGGUUAUGUUCUCAAACCGGCUGCACUUCGCGCAGGUGGCUCUGGUAAUCUCAGUACUGGACGCCGUAAGAAACUUCGCUUGCACGUUGCAGGCGCCACAGACGUCCCUUUGCCGAAAGACCGCGAACACGAUGACAUAAAACCCUAUCUCACAUGCACUCUUGUGCAUCCCAAUGACUUGAACAAUAUGCCACCCAAGCGCAAAACCGCCGGCUACAAGCCCCACAAACUUACCGGCUUCUUGCACAAGGACAACUCACCAGCCACUGACCCCAUCUGGAAAGAAGUUCUUGAGUGGGAAUAUGACGACAACGAGUUAGUCUUCCUUCGUCUAUUGAUCAAGAGCGACGACAGCUUCGCCCGAAACCCAAUCUUCGCUGUCUCGGCCAUCAGGCUCAUGUACACCGUGCCUGGGUGGAGUUUCAUCCGCAUGUUGGACUUAGGGGGACAUGAAACUACGUGUACGCUGCUUGUGAAGUUUGAACUCUUGGACCUAUAG